Molecule: messenger RNA, 2067 nt
Organism: Dicentrarchus labrax (European seabass)
Lineage: Eukaryota; Metazoa; Chordata; Actinopteri; Moronidae
Product: leucine-rich repeat LGI family member 2-like
Exons: 8
Coding region: 155-1789 (544 amino acids)
Biological process (GO): inhibitory synapse assembly
Molecular function (GO): protein binding
Source: RefSeq, a predicted model, not a curated record
CUGAAGCAGCCUUCCGGGACGCAGCUGCAGCCGUAUCAGCCUGUGUCAGGGCUUUCCACUAUAGUGCUGCAUUUUGAUGUCGCCCAGGCGGGUAAAAGCUGCUGCCAGCACCGACCACGGGCUCAUUUACUAUUAUUGAUGCUCAAGAGGCAACAUGACAUCCACUAAGCAGUGGCUACUGGCCGGUUUUGCGCUUCUGUAUAUUUAUGGAGCAGUUGAAUCUAAAAGGAUUUUCAAAUGUCCUUCAGGAUGUUCCUGCUCCAAGGAGACGAUCAUCUGCGUCGGUCCCUCACAGAUCCCACGGACUAUACCGAAUGAGAUCAACUCACUGAGCAUGGUAAAUGGAUCUAUUUCUGAAAUUACAGAAGGGAUGUUUGCACUCAUGCCUUCUCUUCAGCUGUUACUUCUAAAUUCAAAUUCUUUGAACACAAUCAAAGAUGAUGCUUUCUCUGGCCUUCCACAUCUAGAAUAUUUAUUCAUUGAAGGGAACAAGAUUGAAACGAUCACCAAAAAUGCCUUUCGUGGCCUGCGAGAUUUGACUCAUCUAUCACUUGCCAAUAACAAGAUGAGGUUUCUGCCCAGAGAUCUCUUUUAUGACUUGGAUUCGUUACUGGAACUGGAUCUGCGAGGCAACUCUUUCCAGUGCAAUUGUGAGAACAAAUGGCUGAUGACGUGGCUGAAAAACACAAAUGCCACUGUAUCAGAUGUCUUCUGUGCAGGCCCCAGUGACAUGAAGGGCAAGCGGCUCAAUGACCUUCCUAUUCCACCGGGCGAGUGUAUUUCCACAGACUUUGUGCGUCAUCAGUCCAUUCCCAUUCAGUCAAUGUCAGCGGACAUCUUCUCCUUUAAAGAGGACAUCUACGUGGCUAUGUCUGCCCCCAACUCCAACAGCUGUGUGGUCAUGGAGUGGGACCACAUUGAGAUGAAUUUCAGGAAAUUUGACAAUAUAACAGGGAAGUCUGUUGUUGGAUGCAAGUCAGUUCUGAUUGACAACCAUGUCUUGAUAAUUGUUACCCAGCUCUUUGGUGGCUCCCAUAUUUACAAGUUUGACGAUCAGCAAAACAAGUUCACAAAGUUUCAAACUAUUGAGGUCUUCAACAUCUCGAAGCCAAAUGACAUUGAGGUCUUCCAAAUGGAUGGUGAUUGGUAUUUUGUGAUUGUGGACAGCUCCAAGGCAGGUUUGUCUACUCUGUACAAGUGGACCGACCAACCAGACCGCAAUGAAACUGGUUUCUACUCCUACCAGUUCCUCCACGAGUGGUUUCGUGAUACAGAUGCUGAGUUUGUUGAGGUGGACGGGAAGUCCUUCCUCAUCUUGGCCAGUCGCUCUCAGUCACCUGUCAUCUACCUGUGGAACAAGAGCACCCUGAAGUUCAUACUUCACGGUGAAGUCCCACAUGUCGAUGACGUGGUGGCAGUCAAAGCUUUCCGGCUGGAGAAUGAGUUGUAUCUGGCCAUGACUUGUUACAUUGGUGACUCCAAACUCCUCAAGUGGGCCAAUAAGCAGUUCACUGAAGUGCAGGCUCUGCCUUCUCGAGGAGCAAUGAUCCUCCAACCUUUCACCUUCACAGACAGGCACUAUCUUGCUCUUGGCAGCGAUUAUUCUUUCACACAAAUCUACCUCUGGGAUGUGGAGACCAAAACAUUUCACAAGUUUAAGGAUAUUUAUGUGCAGUCCCCCCGGUCAAUUACAGCAGUGACCACUGACCGCAGGAAUUUCAUCUUCUCCUCCAGCUUUAAGGGCAAAUCGAUGGUUUUUGAGCAUAUUAUUGUAGAUUUAAGCUUAUAAUGCCUCGCAAAAUAAUGACUAACGACAGUAUGAGUUGGUCACUCAGAUCAAUAUUGCGUGUAUGCUACAAAGUCUCAAUUGCUGUAUAUCUUCCUUAUAAAACUAGAUAUAUCUUUCUUGGUCUGACACAAACAUCUUUGACAAGUUUCUGCAGUUCAUAUGCAUUUCAAGUAGUUAUGGAGGUACGAUUAAUGAUAGGUCCCAAGUAGUUAACUUAAAAAACUGAAGGCAACCUUUAAAAUUUAAACAGCAUGAAUAUAAUUGUAUCGCAUAUUAGA